AAUGGCGUACAAUUUGUGGCUGCUGUGAUGCAGCAAGUGGCGCACGUGCUAGGCUUUAAACAAUGCCUAACACCCGUAUACCACCCCGAAGCAAACCCGGUUGAACGAAAAAACCGGGACAUGAAAGCACAGCUUGCCAUACUAACGACAGGCAAACACACCUCCUGGGCCGAGAGAUUGCCAUCCAUACGAUUUGCGAUGAACACUCCAAGAUGUGGGUCGACGGGGUACGCCCCUGCCUAUUUGACUUUCGGUAGAGAGCUGCGGUCUCCCGACGACGUUCAACGAGACCUACAAGCAAUAAUACAAAAUGAUCAUUUUGUCUCACAGGUCACUGCUGACCAUGCAAACUGCUCUCCAAGAAGCCUGUGAAGCACACGAAAAGAGCCAAGACAGACGCACCAACUUGAAAAAUGCAGGCAGGCGAGACACGGCUUUCAACGAAGGCGAUAGAGUGUUAGUGGACACUCACGUGCUGUCCAAAGCGAGCCAGCAAUUCACGUCGAAGUUUGCCCCUAAACGAGAUGGACCCUAUCUUAUUCAAAGGAUGUUGUCACCGACUACCUAUAUGUUGUCGUCGAUUGAUCAACCGGACAAACCCAUAGGUAAAAAUCAUACUUCCGCACUGACCCCUUAUAAGGAGCCCACAGCCGAGGACACUUCCCCGAUUCUGCCAAUUCGCAAAAGAGGACGUCCCCCUGGACGCCGCAAUGGACAUCCAGAAAACUUGCUUGGCGAAAGUUCUUCCCCAGUCCAAUCAGCCGACUCAGAUGAGGACGAUCCGCCACCUGGGUUGCCAAUCGCUCAAGAGGCGGCGAUCCCGUCGUAUACAGUCCGCGAAGGCCGAGGUCAACGAAAACCGCCAAGGAAGAAGUGCCCCUGUUGUUAAAUUCACUUGCCGUAUUGCCCCACUCGCGAGGACGCUUUAAGUGGACCAAAGGGGGAGCAUGUAACGGUAGAGUGCGUUUGAAUUCAUUAUUGUAUCGGCAACACCGCCCUUGUCAUUAUGUUCGUCCAUCUUGGACAAUGAAUAGUGAGUAGAGAGUUCCAAAUGUGUGUUGAAACGGUGAAGUCCGAAUAAAAGCUUCAUAAAGUGAAACGCAGUACUGACAACACCAUUAGUAUUCCUCGGUGACGAACCCACGAACCGAAUGAGAGCAUGCAAACGCAGGCUCCCAU
Dendroctonus ponderosae (mountain pine beetle) is the source of this 1179-nucleotide messenger RNA. RefSeq lists its product as uncharacterized. NCBI's taxonomy places the organism in Eukaryota, Metazoa, Arthropoda, Insecta, Coleoptera, Curculionidae. The record is from RefSeq and is a predicted model, not a curated record.